UGGAGGGUCUAGGACACACCAUAUCCAAUACUUCUCCCUACUCUGUAUUCCACCAGGACAGGCCCAAACUCCAGCUCAGAACAACCAUUUGUCAACACUGGUGUGCAGCUCAGACCCGUGUGCGUCUUUGUCUGCUUCGGCCAGUUUUACCAGAAUGGCUGCAAAUAAGGAAGAACCAGGCAUCGUCGAUAGUAUUGCCAGCGAGGGGGAGCUCGAGGAGGCUUUGGCUGUGCUGGCUGGAAGCGACCCAGAAAACUGCUCCUAUUCUAGGGGCUACGUAAAGAGACAGGCUGUGUUUGUCUGCAGCACCUGCACUCAUAAUGCUGCAGAGCCUGCUGGGGUUUGUCUGGCCUGUGCCAAUAAAUGCCACGAUGGACAUGAUAUAUUUGAACUGUACACCAAGAGGAAUUUCCGCUGUGACUGUGGAAAUAGCAAGUUUGGGGAGUUCAAGUGCCAGCUAAUUCCUGACAAAGAUGAGCAAAACAUCAGAAAUCAAUACAAUCACAACUUCAGCGGAUGCUACUGCACGUGUGACCGACCAUACCCAGACUCAGACGAUCAGUCCAUUGAUGAGAUGAUUCAGUGUGUCAUCUGUGAGGAUUGGCUUCAUAGCAGGCACCUGGGCUGCAAUGCAGUGGAUCCUGACGAGCUGCAAGAGAUGAUAUGCGAGACCUGCAUGAACAAGUUUCCCCCCCUGUGGAUGUACGCUGCUCACUUUGCAGUACCACCUGUGAUCAGCGUCAGUCAGCCUGAAGAGGAGGUAGAAGUCGAUGUAGAGGAAGGAGCAGAAAAGGAAGAGACCAGUCCAAGCAGAGAUGAGGAAUUGUCCGCCAGUGUUGAGCAAACAAAACAGGAGGAAGCGGCAAACAGGAGUUUCCCUUGCAAACGGAGCCAUGAGGAAAUGACAGGCAGCGAUGCAAAAGCCACGACCAAAACAGAUGUGUGCAGGCUGAAGGAACUGCAGGCCAAAGGGCUGGAGAGGCAGCGACAGGGAGCAGUGUUCUGGCCCUACAGCUGGCGCUCCAAGCUCUGCACCUGCAUGAGCUGCAAGAAGCUCUAUGUGGCUGCCGAGGUGCAGUUCCUUAUGGAUCUGUCCGACACUAUUCUGGCCUACGAGAACAAAGGCAUGGACCAGCCGUUUGGGCAGCACCCGCUGAUGGCACUGACUAACUCGAUGGACCGUGUGCAGCAGCUGGAGGUCAUUUACGGUUUCAACGAGUUGACAACUUCGAUCACUGCCUUUUUAGAACAGUGUGUUGCAGAAGGAAAGACGGUCACGGUCGAAGCUGUUCACCAGUUCUUUGAGGAGCUGCGGGCUAGAAAGAGACGAAGGACCAAUGUAGAGUACCAGUAACAAGGAGGCCAUGCUGCUAUCACAUGCCUGCUUCAUACGGUGCUUUGAAUGAAUGUGAAGAUUAGAAAAUGAUCCUUUCUCCUUGUUGAAUAAAGGGGAUUCUUGCUGCAACCAAUGUGAUCCUAAAGCUUGAAUAACAAAGAGUACUGACUUGCUGUUAAAGUUUAGGUGAGUUUCAUGUUCAAUUGUUUUCAUUGAUUUAAAAAAAUGCCUUAACUCUGAAGCUCAUAAUGAAUGUUACUUGAAUUAUUGAUGAACAAAAUAAAUGUUGUUCCAGCACGAUAUGCUUUAAAAAGAUUGUAUUUGCUAUGUUGUUGGUCUAUCGAGGGAACAUGGUAAUGUCAUGUGCACUCCUAUUCAGUAUGUCAGUUUAAUACCAGUGUGUUUCAAUGUUUUCUGGGGGCGAAAAAACAUGUUUGUAAAAGUGAUGUAAACAAAUAUUGCGGUUUUAUGUGGAUUAUUGUUUUGAAUAAAGUUACAUGUUUUAGUGCACA
Molecule: messenger RNA, 1848 nt
Organism: Eleginops maclovinus (Patagonian blennie)
Lineage: Eukaryota; Metazoa; Chordata; Actinopteri; Perciformes; Eleginopidae
Product: putative E3 ubiquitin-protein ligase UBR7
Exons: 12
Coding region: 155-1354 (399 amino acids)
Cellular component (GO): cytoplasm
Molecular function (GO): ubiquitin protein ligase activity; zinc ion binding
Source: RefSeq, a predicted model, not a curated record